ACGCGGCCCGCUGCCAUGGAGCACGGCCAGCAGCAGCAGCAGCAGCAGGACGAGGAGGAGGAGGAGGAGCAGCGGGCUCAGGAGCCGUGGUUCUGGCUGGCAGCAGAGCUGGGGAGCAGCUGCUCCUGGGACACCAAGCUGGGCCUGAGCUGUGCCAGGAGGGAGCUGUCGGAGCUGCCCACGCUGGAGGAAGGGCUGCUGUCCUCAGCAGAGGCUUCUGGAGCUCCAGCCUCACCCCUGGAUAUCCAGGAGAGCAGAUUCUCCCCCUGCCUGCCCCUGCUGCUGAGCCCAGGCCUGGCUGAGACGUUCCUGCAGGGAUCCCAGCUGGAUUUCCUUCCCCUGAGAGGAAUCCCGGAUGUUUCUGGAGCAUUCCUGGAGUGUUCAGAGCCUCCCCAGGUCCAUGGCAGCGCAUCCCUGAGGGGCCCAGCCCUUCCCAGUCCAUCCCAGCCCGUGGGACAGGCGGAUCCUGGAGCUGCCCCCCGGGCUGGGGAGCCCCUGGGCAGCCAGGGGGACAGUGGGGACAGUGACAGUGGCACUGAGCAGGGGGCACCAGCCCCCCCAGCACAGCCAGCUCCCGAGGAGGGGCUGGCAAAGGGGCUGGAGCAGCCCUGGGGCACAGCUGGGAAGGAUGGACACUGCUCUGGUCACUCCUGUGGCCACUCCUCCCAGGACAGUGAUGGCCCAGCUGCUGGCUCUGAGCUGUCAGAGGGCAACAAGGAGUCCCCAGGGCAGGAGGAAUCCUCCUCCUCCUCCUCCUCUUCCUCCUCCUCGGGAAGCUCCUCGUACACAACUGCACUGACCAAAUUCUCUGAGAGAAGUGAAAGGGGGGUGCAGCAGGAGAAGGUGAAGGUGCUGGGGAGUGCAGCAGCAGCCCUGGAGAAACUGGAGAAGGGAAAGAAGGUGCCUGAGCUUGGCUGGUCAGAUGACUUCUGUGAUGGCCUGAGGAAAGGCCGUGCCAAAACCUCGGGUGCUGAAGGUGUUCUCUGUGCAGCAGCCUCUGAGGCAGGCAGGGGAGGGCUGCAGGAGCCUGGGGUGCAGCCCAGGGGCUCCCGGGGGCUCCCAGCUGCUCCUGAGGAGCUGCAGGGAGCUCUGCUGGACCAGCAGCAGCCAGCAGGGAGGCUGGGGACACUGAGCCAGCCCCAGGACACUGCCCCGUGCCCUGGGCAUUCCCCAGAGCCUGCAGGCAGCAGGGCUGAGCUGACUGCCUCUGACUGCUCCAUAGAGAGGGGCCACAAGGCCACAGAGAUCUCCCCUUCCUUCAGCCUGGGGGGUGAGGGCUCCUUCUCCCUGCACCUGGCUCAUCCCAACUUCCAGUCCACUCCAGGGCUGCUCCUCAAGAGAGCUGGGAAGGCAGAAGGACCUGCUGGAGUCCUGGUGAUCCCUUCGGAGCUUCAAGGCUCUCCUUGCUGUCCCAGUGAAGAAGCCCCAGGGAAGCCCCCUGCCCCUGGGUCCCCUGGGGAGCAGCACCCUCCCCAGAGUGCUGUGGAAGAGACCUGUGGGCGUUUGGAGUCCUUGAGGCUGGAGACCCCCAGCCCUGGCAGGGUGCAGUCCCUGCCCUCCCUGGGGCUCCUGGAGAAGCUGGAAUCCCCCAGCCCUGGCAGGAUGCAGUCCCUGCCCUCCCUGGGGCACCAGGAGAAGGGAGAAUCCCCCUGCCCUGGCAGGGUGAAGUCCCUGCCCUCCCUGGGGCUCCAGGAGAAGGGAGAAUCCCCCUGCCCCGUCAGGAUGCAGUCCCUGCCCUCCCUGGGGUUCCCUGAGGAGCUGGAACCCCCCAGCCCUGGCAGGAUGCAGUCCCUGCCCUCCCUGGGGUUCCUGGAGAAGGUGGGAGCCUGGGCCCUGGGCCAGCCUCAGCAGGGUCCUGCUGCCACCAGCUCCUGUGUGCCAGGUGGGUCUCCUGCUGCCAGGACAGCCUGCAGCGCACCUCCCAGGGCUUCAGGCUGUGUUUUAUCAGGCCAGAGCAGCCCUGGGCACCCCGAGGAGCGUGCUGCCCCUGGCUGCAGGGGGACAGGCUCCCUGGGCAGCGUGCAUUUCCCCAGCAGCGAGCUGCUGCCUGCCCCUGCUCUCAGCAGGUCCCAGUCUGACAGCACCGUGAACAUUUCCAGCAGCAGCAGAGCCCUGCCUGCAGCGAGCCCGGCAGCACAGGGCACGGGGCAGCCCCCGGGGCAGGAGAGCCCUGCUCGGGGAGCCUCUGGCAGCUGCACCCCGCCACAGCUGCUGCCUGCACCCCGUGCUGAAGGGGUGCCCAGCAGCGCCAGGCGAAGCUCGGCCCCGGGUGUGUGUGUGCCCAGUGCUGCUCAGCUCCUUCCAAAGGACGGGAGCUGCCCAGCUGAGGAGCACCAGGACUGUGGGGAGGAGGGAAAUCCGUCCCUCAGCCUCAGUGUUCCCACUGGUCAUGGCAUCGUGGACAGCUUUGGAGCCGUUUCCUUGGAGAGUUUGAAUUUUCCUGAUGGGCCUGAAGAGCCUCAGGGGGCCCUGGUGGUGCCCAGGCCCUGCCCCAGUGCAGGAGGGGACAGUCCCAUGCCCCCUGGAGCAGCCCUGGAGACUCCCAAGAAGGAAGAGCUGAAUAUUGAAGAAAGGAUCCCGGUGUACCUGCGCAACCUGGGCAUCGAGCAGUCCCCGGGCUCCAUCCUGGCCCCCUUCGUGCCCCCCGCGCCCCUCCCGGAGCUGGAGUUCUCCCCCUGGCAGCUCAGGAGCCUGCAGCUGGACAGGGACCCCCCCCACGCUCAGGGGGCGUUGCUGCCAGCCUUUGAGAUGUCCCAGGCCAGCUUUGGCUCGGAUGUGUCCCCUCUGAGCGUGUCCCUCGCCGUGGGCUCCGAGGCUGGCUCGGAGCAGGAGCAGGAGCUGCUGUCCCCCCUCGGGGACCCCCCGUCCAGCCCGGGCAGUGUGCCAGGCCCCCAGCUGGAGGAGGCUGCCCCAGCCCGGGGGGCAGAGGGGUGCCCUGGCUGUUCUGGGGCACGGCAGGACCUGCCCAGCUGCUCCUCGGGCAGCAGCCAGCAGGGAUGGGCUGUGGGGGCUUUGCCUGGGGUUGGGAGUGAGGUGGAAUUGGACAGGGCAUCCCCGAGCUCCGGGGUGGGAAGUGAGAGCAGCCAGGGCCAGGAAGGGGAGUCCCUGCUGGGGCCUGGGGUGCUGCAGGAGCUGCGGGAGCUGCUGGCACAGGUGGAGGGGCUCACUGCCAGCUGCAGCCGUCCUGCUGGCCCCACAGCCUCCUGCAGGGAGCCCGGGGAGCUGCCCCCGGGGCUGGCUGGGGGGGAGCAGGGUCCCAAGGGUUCCCGGCUGGGCCAGGACUGGAUCCCCGAGCUGCACAAGAGGCUGUCGUGGGAUGAGGCCGUGACCCCGAGGGGUGUGCGGGGACAGCGGCUGGGGAUGCCCCCUCUGGAUGCUGCCAGCUGCCAGCUGGCAUGGGCACACCCUCUGGGGGUCAGCUCCCAGCGCAGGGAAGGGCUGAGGGGAACGGCCCAGGAGCCGAGGCCAGGGAAAUCCGCGGGGAGGUCGGAGCCAGAAGGGUGCAGCAGUGUGACCACGGGCAGGGACCAGGCUGCCCGAGCGGGGCUGGCACAGGGCAGUGCCAGCAGUGUGACCACGGGCAGGGACCAGGCUGCCCGAGCGGGGCUGGCACAGGGCAGUGCCAGCAGUGUGACCACGGGCAGGGACCAGGCUGCCCGUGCAGGACUGGCACAGGGCAGUGCCAGCAGUGUGACCACGGGCAGGGACCAGGCUGCCCGAGCAGGGCUGGCACAGGCACAGGGCAGUGCCAGCAGUGUGACCACGGGCAGGGACCAGGCUGCCCGUGCAGGACUGGCACAGGGCAGUGCCAGCAGUGUGACCACGGGCAGGGACCAGGCUGCCCGAGCAGGGCUGGCACAGGCACAGGGCAGUGCCAGCAGUGUGACCACGGGCAGGGACCAGGCUGCCCGAGCGGGGCUGGCACAGGGCAGUGCCAGCAGGGUGACCACGGGCAGGGACCAGGCUGCCCGAGCGGGGCUGGCACAGGGCAGUGCCAGCAGCCGCCUCAGCGCUGGCACAGCUCCAGAGCUGGGCCAUCCUCCGCCCCUGGAGCCCCUGGGCUCUGUCCCCGCUGGCCUGGGGGGCUCCCAGGGCUCGUGGUGCCAGGCUGGGAGGGCAGCAGGGACCCGGGGCAGCCAGGACAGCAGCAGUGGGGACUCCCUGAGUGCCCGGGUCAGGAGCCUCCUGGGGGAGCCUGGGCGCUGGCAGCAGCCGGGCAGUGCCCCGGGGGCGGUGCAGGGCAGCGUGCCCGGGGCUGGCGCUGCCCGGAGCCCGGCUGGCAGCGGCAGCAGCAGCAGCAGCAGCAGCCGUGACUCGCUCGCUGCCCGUGUCCGCCGCCUCCUGGGCAGCGGCGCCCCCGGGCUCCCGGCCAGCCGCAUGCUGAGGAGCGCCGAGGAGCAGGAGAGGAAGAUCCGGGCCUGGGUGAAGCUGAAACUGGCCAGCCAGUCCCAGGAGCGUGGGGCAGACUGGGAUGAAGAGACCCAGCUCAGGAUGGAGGCAAUCAAGGCAGAGCUGCUCCCAAAGGCCAGGGACCCCACGCCAGCCAAGGAUCCCUGGCUCUGUGGUUUGGAAGCAGCUUCUGAGCACCUGAGGAAGCAGGAGCAGGACCUGGAGGGUGACCAGGCUCCCAGGUGUCCCAGGGACAGGCAUGGACAGCUCUCCAGGACUCGGGAGCAUCUCCAGCCCAGCUCCCCACCAGCAGCACCAUUUCCUAGAGCUGUUCCCUGGGAUUGCUCCCUGCUGCAGGACAUGCUGAAACCCUGCAGUGCUGCUGACCUGCAGGACAUGCAGCUGAAACCUUGGGGUGCUGCUGAGAUUAAGGAUGUGCAGCUGAAGCCCUGCAGUGCUGCUGAGAUGAAGGAUGUGCAGCUGAAGCCCUGGAACACUGCUGACCUGCAGGACGUGCAGCUGAAGCCCUGCAGUGCUGCUGAGAUGAAGGACAUGCAGCUGAAACCCUGCAGUGCUGCUGAGAUGAAGGAUGUGCAGCUGAAACCUUGGGGUGCUGCUGACCUGCAGGAUGUGCAGCUGAAGCCCUGGAACACUGCUGAGCCCUGCAGUGCUGCUGAGAUGAAGGACAUGCAGCUGAAACCCUGCAGUGCUGCUGAGCUGCAGGUGCACAGGCAGCACCCAGCCGUGGGGCAGCCCAGUGCCAUGGCAGAGCUCCGUGCCCCUCUGGCACGGGACCCCUGUGCAGGGAGCCCUGCAGCUGCCCCCCGUGCCCACGGGGAGCUGGGGCAGGGCUGGGGGGAGCUGGGCAAGCGCAGCACCUCCAUCAGCCUCAGCCCCCAGAGCCUGGCUGGGACCCUGCCCGGGGAGGGGAGGCUGGGCACAGAGCCCUGGCACCCAGCUCUCAGACAGGGCUGUGCCCCCUGCCCCGUGCUGGCUGGCUCUGGGGGUGCUGCUGAGGCUCCUGCUGCCCCUGCUGCCAGGGCUGCAGCUCCUCAGGAAACAGCCCAGCAGCCUGGCAGCAUCCCCACUGGGAAGGGACAGACCCCGAGUGCCAGGCAGCCCCAGCUCCUGCCUGCAGCUGGGGGGCACAGAGCCGGGGGGCUCAGCCAGGACACGGAGCCAUCCAUUGGGCCCCCCCCUCUGAGCCCAUCCCAGCAGCAGGAGAUCCCCCCUGGGCACACCCAGCCCCGGGAGGGCUCAGAGGGCCCAGGGGCAGCUGCACAAAGGGCUUUGCUGAGGGGCCCUGCUGAGGUGUGGGCAGAGGGGAGGAGAGGCCCUGGCCAGCCCCCUCUGGUUCCAGAAGAGGCUGUGAGGGAGCACACGGGUCCUGCUCACCCCUCAGCUGCAGACGAGGCUUUGUCCACCAGGCCUGAGGCUCCCUCAGCCCCGGUGAGGAGAUUCCUGAGCUGUGUGCACAUCACCCUCUGCUCCAGGGUCGGUCACCCCAGUGCCAGCAGUGCCAGCAGGGCUGGGCACGGGGCCAAGGUGUGGGACAAGCCUCAAGGCAAGGCUCAGGCUGUGGCUUUACAAGCAGCUCCAGGAGCUUCAGUGGAAGGUGUUCCUAAAUCCCCUGCUGCUGAGGCUGCUCCAGAGGAUCCAGCAGAUCCCAGCCGGGUGCCUUCCCCCAGGCAGGAGCAGCUGCAGGGCAGGGCCAGAGCCCAGCUCCAGGCCUGGGGGGCUCGGGGUGCACAGGGCAUCCCCAGCUCUGCAAAGCCUGGCAGAAGGACUUCUGAUGCUGCCACCCAGAUCACCACGGAGAGCCCUACAAAAGCCACGCUCUCAGCAGAAAUCUGUGUUGAUCCCCAGGAGGGGGGAGGUGGUGCCCAGCAGCCGUCGCUCCCCAGCGCCCCUGGAGCUCCUGGGAUUGCAGCUCCAUCCCACAAGGAGAUUCCCCCCUUCCCAAGGCAGCCUGCCCAGCCCCUGCUGCUGCCCUACAAGCCCUGGGGAAGCUCUGGCAUGUAUUAUGUGCCUUUCCAGAAAGCAGGAGGCAGCGUGUCCCCAGGGGAGCCCGAGGCCAGCACAGCCAGCUCCUGCUCAGGCUCAGAGGAUGCUCCUGCUGCAGGCAUCCUGGCCCCAGUGCUGGGUGUGGGGGAUGAGGCUGCUCCAGCCAGGGCAGCUGCCCAGCACAGGGGGACAGGCCACGGGCACAGGCCCAGGCUGGCCUGGGCUGAGGAGCACAGCACGCCCCUGGAACAGUCCUCAGAGCUCCCAGCUGGUUCCCGGCGUGCAGAACCCUCCCGCGCUGUCCCUGAGCCCGCCGGGCAGAGCUGCUGCCAGCACCCCAGGGCGCUCCCCAGGGCCCAGCGGGGUCCCCGUGCCCCCCGGGGCACAGAGGGGCCGUUCUUUGCCCUCCCUGCAGAGGCUGAUGACAGCAGGAGCGAGGAGCCGAGUGCCAGGGCGUGCUUUGGGCACGGAGCUGCUGGCGCUGAUCCUGGGCCGCGGGGCCCCGCUGCUGCCCUGCAGGACAGCGUGGGGAAGGCACCCCGGCAGAGGGGCCAGGCCAGGGGCAGCCUGGACCAGCUGUGGGUGAGGUUCCUGCAGCGGCAGGGCACGCAGCAGCUCCGCAGCGGCGGCGAGCUGUCCCUCGUGGAGCGCCUGGACCGGCUGGCCAGGCUCCUGCAGAAUCCCAUCAGGCACGCCCUGGCGCCCACAGCGGCUGGCGAGAAGGCUCCUGAGGAGGAGAUCCAGGGAAGGGAGCAGCCAGAAACCGGGCUGGCAGGAAAAGGCAGCUCUGGGAGCAGCACGGAGCCGAGGGCAGCGCGAGCGGGACGGAGCCGUGGCAGCAGCAGGCCGGGCCAGAAGGUGAUCCAGCACCUGAGCAGGAUCCUGGAGGAGCAGCAGCGCCUGGGGAUCCCCAGUGACAGCUCCUCGGAGAGCAGGCUGAGCCGAGAAGUGUCCAGCUGCAGCACCUGCAGCACCUGCAGCACCUCGGCGUGGGACACGGGGACGGGGCUGGACACCUGCCCUGCCUCCGGGGACAGCAGCUCCCUGUCCCUGUCCACCAUCGACACGGCCCGGCUGCUCCGGGCCUUCGGGCAGCACAGGCUGGCCCCAGGCACCGACACGCCGAGCCCGGCCCCGGGGCUGUCCCCAGGGCUGGCCCGGCUCUACUGUGCCAUCAGCCAGCAGAAGAGGCGCUCCGAGAAGUGGCACGGGCACAGUGGAGGAGCAGGGGCCGGGCCGUGUCCCCAGGGGGCUGCUCCGAGCCUCGGGAAGGACCAGCAGAGCCAGUGGGCUGCUGGAAGUGCCCGGGGUGGAGCCAGGGCUGGCUUUUGUGGGAGCAGUGGGACAGAUCAGCCUGGGCUCAGCACUGACAACAACAGAACCGAGUUCCUGUUCCCUUGGCUGUUUCUGCAGAGCACCAUCCCCUUCUCCUCGGAUUCCACCUGUGCCAGCAGCAGCUCCUGGGGGCCCAGCUCUGCCCUCAGCCACAAGCGCCGGACACGGAUGCUGAGCAAAGGCAUCCAGGCAGGGGACCUGGAGAUCGUCAGCAGUGCCACCAGGAAGAACACCCGGGAUGUGGGGGUGACCUUCCCCACGCCCAGGAGCAGCCAGCAGCUGUGGGAGCCCCCGGGGCAGGGACAGGGACAGGGGGGAGCCUGGCAGCAGCCCCAGGCACGGCCGGGCAGGCUCCUGACAGACACACGGAGCAGGAGGAGCAGGCUGGGGACUCAGUGGCUCGUCCCAGCAGAGGGCUUGGAAUGCGAGUCGAGGAAGGAAAACCAGUGCAGCGCCACUCCUGGCCCUGGGCCAGCCUGGUUCGAGCCCUGGAGCAGCACAAAGCCUUGGAGAGAGCCCCUGCGGGAGAGGAACUGGGAGGAGCAGCCCAGGCUGGGCCAGGGGGCCGUGACACCCCCGGGGGCUGGCAGGGGGCUGGGGCAGCCCCUGGGCAAGCUCUCGCUGCAGGAGGCCCUGGCCCUGCACCGCCCCGAUUUCAUCUCGCGCUCGGGGCAGCGCCUGCGGCACCUGCGGCUGCUCCGCGAGGAGAGGAGGCUGCACUCGUCCCAGGGGGAGAGACUGCUGCCCCCCGGGGGGGAGAAACUGCUGCCCCCCGGGGGGGACAGACUGCUGCCACCCCGGGGGGACAGACUGCUGCCACCCCAGCAGCUGCUGCAGCCUGCAGGGAGGAGGAAGGACUGCAGGACUGCAAAUCACCUGGUGUCCAGCCGAGGUUUCCUGAUGAGAGAAAAAAGAAGAGCAAUUCCCAAGCGUGAGAUGUUUCAAAGAUCUAAAAGGAUGUACGAGCAGCUCCCCGAGGUGAGGAGGAAGAGGGAGGAGGAGCAGAGGAGGCUGGAGUACAGCUCCUACCGCCUGAGGGCUCAGCUCUACAAAACUAAGAUCACCAGCCGUGUCCUGGGGAAGAAGGUGUCCUGGAGCUGACCUCGGCCAGGCUGGGCUGAGCACACAGCAGCUGCAGCAGGGAGAAGGCAGAAAAUGCUCCUGCAGCCCCACUUGGUGCUCUGGGUCACUGCUGUGCCCAUUGAUCCUGCCUGUGUAAGAACCAGGGACCGGGGGAGUGUCAGGGUUUAAAUAAAUAGCUGGGCUUUUAUACUGGUGUUAGGCACUUCCAGAGGAAACAGAGUCUGGAAAAACUUGCUUCAUAAUAUAUUUAUAACUCCCUGAUUGGAAUAGCAGUUUUAUAUAUUUAUUUUCACUGGGUUUUAAUGAGGAUUUUUUUUAUUUUUUUAAUUCCUGUCUCAAUGUAGAAAAGUCACUUGUUAUGUUUUGUACCUCAAUAAAACAGCA
Passer montanus (Eurasian tree sparrow) is the source of this 9195-nucleotide messenger RNA. It is a transcript of the gene ALMS1, whose product is annotated as ALMS1 centrosome and basal body associated protein. The record is from RefSeq and is a predicted model, not a curated record. The transcript has 20 exons. Gene Ontology annotation, cellular component: centrosome; cytosol; centriole. The coding region runs from base 16 to 8829 and encodes 2937 amino acids. Lineage: Eukaryota; Metazoa; Chordata; Aves; Passeriformes; Passeridae. Gene Ontology annotation, biological process: regulation of centriole replication.